Messenger RNA from Klebsormidium nitens, 1252 nucleotides. NCBI's taxonomy places the organism in Eukaryota, Viridiplantae, Streptophyta, Klebsormidiophyceae, Klebsormidiales, Klebsormidiaceae. The record is from the annotation of a GenBank genome assembly.
GACAGGUCCAAUAUCUGGAAUAUAAGGCUGAAGUUUUCCACCAUGGCGGCAUCUGGAUUCACGGCAGCCCUGCCAUCGUUUCUUUUCACUCAGAGCGUGCUUGGCUCCCACUGUCAAAACCACUUGACGAGGAGUGGCUUGUUGAAUCCAUGCUUGUGCACCUUCAGCUCCUUGAAAGCUAAUCACGUUGCGAGCCUGGGCAACUGUAAGCGAUUGACAAGAAUAUCAAGGCUUUCAGGAAGGAGAAAGGACUUUCACGUUCGUUCAGCCCUUCCCGACGACGCAGAAGAAGCAAGUACAAGCGGAAGUGGCGACGACGACAGCCCGACGGCCGCUGAGAUCGACUGGCGCGAGUUUCGGGCGCGACUCGUGGCGCGCUCCGCAGCCGAAGCUGCGGAACGUGCCCGAGAGGAACAAUUAGAAAGCGACGCUGCGGAAGAUAGAGCUGUCCCGGAGAUCCAACCGGGGGGCUCGUGGGCGCAUCCGCUGGUUCUACCGGAGGUUGGCGCCCUGGUUAUCGCCAAACCGGGCUACUUUAACCAGAAUCAGCAGUACUUCAACCACGCCGUCAUUCUCUUGCUGCACCAUGGGGAGGAGGGCUCCAUGGGGAUAAUUCUCAACAAGCCUACAGAACACACACUUGGCACACUUUUCGAAGGCAUAGACACGCUCUCCCCAGAGUUGGCCUCGGGGCGGCUUUACCUUGGGGGCGAUGUGGGGCAUGGGGCCACGCAUGUUUUGCAUAGGCACUCGGACCUUGACGGGACGAGAAAAGUAGUCGAAGGGGUUUACACGGGCGGGUUCGAGGCGAUCGGGGAGCACAUCCGGGCGGGCAAGAGCGAAUGCGACGAUUACCGAUGGUUUCAUAUGUAUGCAGGUUGGGGACCUGGACAACUAGAGAACGAGGUCAAAGCCGGCGUAUGGUUCCUCGGAAGUUGCUCAAGAGACUUGCUUCUUACUCACUCAGAGGACUUGAAGACGCCCCUUUGGGACGAAGUCCUGCAACUGAUGGGUGGCACUUAUGCGGAAGUGGCAAAGCGGAGAGCUGAGGACAUGCCUUGAUCGAUUGUCCUUGUAUUUGUGAUUUUAGUGUACAUAGAUUCGAGUAUGACUGUGUUGGGCUCAAUGUCAAUUAGACGUACUCCCGGUGCAAGCCCUUACCAUCCCCAACUCUUUGGAUGAUGGCUGACAUAAGGUGCCUUUCAUUCAGAAAUGCAAAGCAUCGGUCUCAACUGGUCUGCGAUAGGAGCCU